GUUCGAGAGCGCUUAGAGAAACAUCCAGAGAUCAAGAUCAUGAGUCUGGAUUCUGACAAGCGCAAGGACGAGGAUGCCCGGCGUGAAGCACUGCAAACUGCGGAUGCCGCUGUUCUGUGCCUCCCAGAUGAUGCAGCUGUCGCGGCUGUGGCACUCGCAGAAGGUUCUGACACAGUUAUCGUGGAUGCCAGCACAGCUCAUCGAGUUGCUGAAGGUUGGCAAUAUGGCUUUCCAGAAAUGAGUAGCGAGCAGGCCGAGGCCAUUGCCAAGUCAAAACGUAUCGCCAAUCCCGGUUGCUAUCCAACAGGAGCGCAGAAGGGCCACAACAGCCUGGAAUACGGCAAAGAGCCAACAGCCACUCCGCAGGAUGUAACACCUUUGCCAAAGCCGCAACCGGAGGAGGCCUUGAAGCUUUUGGCCCGACUUCAACAUGGAGACGGUAGUUGGGAGCCGUCCGAAGAACUCGCGCUUGGGCUGGGUUUGCACGUUUUCGCCUUAGAGAUUCCACGGAAGCCAGCGCAAGACGUGCCAGCCUGGAGCGUGGUAGUGAGUACCACUUUGGCAUGCCAGGCACUUCAGAGGUGUAUUUCGAUCAUCGGGUCCGCCAAAACCGAUGCUUCUGCUGGCAGGAGCGAAGCGCUGGCCGUAGCUGCAGAGCAUUCAGUCCUUGGGAGCAAAGUGCUGGACGUAGCUGGAGAAUGGCUUGAAGCGGCGUGGGACAAGGCAAAGCAGCAUGUCCGAGCACGACAGCGUCAUGAACUGGAUCUAAAAGUGAAAUCCAUUUUGGAAGAACUUUUGCCUUUGCCCAGUUGGAAGGAACAGCUGAAGGCUAAGAUGGCAAUUCACAAGACUUGCGAAGUCUGUGGCAGUGAAUAUACAGCUGCUGUAGGCAAAUGCACGAGAUGCUUUCCACCUGAACGGCCUACCGUUGAUGUGGAGCAGGACAACCGAAAGUGGCGGUCUUUGUCACCAGCGCCUCUCCACGUAGACUGGCAGCAGUGCGAAGGAGCACUUCACGUGGAGGGUGGCUCUGGUGGUGUGACAUUGCUACAUGUUGGAGAAGGUGUUCUGGUUUUGAAGAAACAGAGAAUGACCGCUGCAGCGGAGUUCUUGGCCAUCCAGGUUGCCAAAGCUAUUGGCAUCCGAGUUGCAGACAUGAAUGAUCUCUACAGCAGAUCUUUGCAACUCUUCUACGUUGAUGGCUUUGCAGAUGCCAUGCCGCCGCAAGUCCGCGUGCUUAAUGUUGCGGAGAAGCCCUCAGUCGCCCGUGAGAUUACCAAGCAUUUGGGAGGGCAGAAUACAUCUAGGAGGAACAGCCAUGGAGUGCAAGUCACAGAGUUCCCUUUCACGCUGCAGCAGACCCCAUGCAAAAUGGUGGUCACCGCUGUGCGGGGGCAUUUGUUGGAGCUCGACUUUACAGCGCAGUACAAGGUCUGGAAAGCGCAUGAUCCAGCAGUUCUUUUUCAAGCGCCUGUACAACGAAAGGCGCCUCAAGAAGACCUGGCACGCAUGUUGCACGACCUCGCGAGGCAAUGCCAAUGGCUCGUCUUGUGGUUGGAUUGUGAUAGGGAAGGUGAAGCCAUUGCAUUCGAGGUCAUUGAGACUUGUCAGCAAGCUGCAGGUGGACGUCUCCGCGUUUUCCGCGCCGUUUUUUCGGCCUUGACUGCUGCAGAUCUCACUGCGGCGUGCCGAAACCUUCGAGCACCAGAUCGGCGUUUGGCAGAUGCUGUGGAAGCUCGGCAGCUGUUUGACCUUCGAGCUGGUUCGGCAUUCACACGCUGGAUGUCUUUGCGAUACCAACCGAUGUUCCCAGAGCUUGCAGCAGAGACUUUGAGCUAUGGACCGUGCCAAUUUCCCACACUUGGCUUUGUUGUAGAGCGCUUUCUGCGCAUCCAACGCUUUGUGCCAGAAGCCUUUUGGACAAUCAAAGCAGAGAUACAAAAACAAGGACGAGCUAUUCCGUUUGGAUGGCGACGUGGUAGGCUGUUUGAUCGUCUCGCGGUUCUCGCUUUGUUUGAGUUGGUGGUGGAGCAAUCGCCGAACGGUGCAAUGGUGGUGAAUGUUUCCGAAGAGCCAAAGAGCCGAUGGAGGCCAUUGCCAUUGAACACUGUGGAGAUGACAAAGUUGGCCGCGUCGAAGCUGCACAUGUCACCACAACGAUGCAUGCAGCUAGCGGAGGAGCUCUACCAAAAAGGUUUCAUCUCUUAUCCUCGGACAGAAACAGAUCGUUUUCAAGCGACAAUUGAUGUUCGUGGCUUGGUUCAAGUGCAAACCUCAUCCACCGUGUGGGGAGCAUUCGCUCAGACCUUGUUGGCUGGGCGUUUCACAUCACCACGAGCUGGUUCUAAUGAUGACCAUGCGCACCCUCCUAUCCAUCCAGUACGCCGCUGUGAGCGACACGAGAUCACUGAUGAGUCCUGGCGAAUCUAUGAGCUGAUCACCCGGCACUUCUUGGCAUGUUGUUCUCCUGAUGCUAGGGGAAGUCGGACCGAAGUGGAGAUUUCAUGUGCAGGGGAGUUCUUUGUCAAGGCUGGAGUCAUCGUGCAUGACCGAGGCUGGCUAGAUGUCUAUCCUUACUCCAACUGGGUGGAAGAUGUUUUGCCUCCUUUCCAAAUCAACGAAGUUUUGCCCUUCUCAGUGCUUGACAUGAUUGAAUCUGCUACUCAGCCUCCUCAACUUCUGACUGAAGCAGAAUUGAUCGGACUGAUGGACAGGGAGAAAAUCGGAACCGAUGCAACCAUGCAUGACCACAUCCAAAAGAUCCAGAGCAGGCUCUAUGCAAUCAAGAAUGCAGACGGACGUUUGCAGCCAUCUCGCUUGGGCAUCGCGUUGGUCGAAGGAUACCAGCGUUUUGCGCUCGAAGAAGGUAUGGAUUUGUCGAAGCCAGUACUUCGUGCACGCAUGGAGCGUGGUAUGGAAGCGAUUGCCCAAGGCCGCUUGCAACGAGAGGACUUUCUACGAGAAGCGCUGGAUAUCGCUCAGCGCUGCUACAUAGCACUUGAGCGCAAUGCGCCAGCUCUGGAUCAGGCCCUGAGUCAACACUUUGCAGGUCGUUCUGAGGUGGUGAGGAGAGCACCAGUGUUGCAAGCUGCUUUCUCGGGAUGCCGUUGCGGUGCAAGUUUGGAACUGCGAUGUCACACAGCUGUGGGAGAUGGUGGUGGACGGGCAGAUGGUGGUCCAGGUGGUCCAGGUGGUCCAGGGCAUGGUCGAGGUGGAGCUGGUGGAGCUGGUGGAGCUGGUGGAGCUGGUGGUCGGCGGGGCCGUGCUCGUGGCAGGGGCGCUGCACGCGGAAGAGGUGGAGCUGGUAGAGCUGGACGUGGCAAAGGACGAGGACGCGGUGCAGGCGGUGCAGGCGGAGCAGGCGGAGCAGCUCGAGACCCGCGAAGCGAGAGGUUCUUGGUUUGCCCCAAUGGUGGCUGUGGAAUGGUCCUUUCAGUACCAUCCAAAGCUGUUCAAGUGCUUACUCCCUUCAACCACAGGUGCCCAAUCUGCAGCUUCCAGGUGAUUCACAUUCGAAAUCGAGAGACGGGAAAGGACCACAAGCUUUGCCCAUAUUGCUUCAACUACCCGCCUCAAGACUUGCAUCCAGGUGUCAAAGAUCUCCGCUGCUUCCAGUGCGCUUAUUCAGCCUGCGCGCUUGCUGGUGGGCGACCCUCACCGCCAGUUGUGGGAGCUGCUGCACCAGUGCCACCGGCAGCUAGAGCUCACCCAAGGGGCCCAAUUCCAGACUUUUGAAGGCUGAACAGAAAAAUUAUGAAAAAUUGAUAGAAUUUGGCCAGAAACCAAAGGCUGUUGGGAGACAUUUGGGAGUCUUGCUAAUGCAAGGCAUUCGUUGCGUGUGUCGCAAACUCUUCUGGAGAAACUUGCACUGGUCAGACUUUGCAGCCUUGCGCAGACUGCAAAGCGGUUUGCUGCAUUUUGGUUCGCACAAAUUGUGACUUAUGUAUAUAACCUACGAUGAGUAGAGGAAGGCAAUUUGACCGUGCAUAGAAUUGCUGGCUUGGCAGUGGUUGCGUAGAAUGAGCCAGUCGGUGACAAAAAUACAAAGUGGAAAGAUGAAGCGAAAA
Molecule: messenger RNA, 4067 nt
Organism: Cladocopium goreaui
Lineage: Eukaryota; Dinophyceae; Suessiales; Symbiodiniaceae
Source: the annotation of a GenBank genome assembly